This is a messenger RNA of Stylophora pistillata, 936 nucleotides long. Its product is annotated as calumenin. Gene Ontology annotation, cellular component: endoplasmic reticulum. Gene Ontology annotation, molecular function: calcium ion binding. The record is from RefSeq and is a predicted model, not a curated record. NCBI's taxonomy places the organism in Eukaryota, Metazoa, Cnidaria, Anthozoa, Scleractinia, Pocilloporidae.
CGUGGUUAUCUUCGCAGACAAAAGAAUGUAGUAUGUAGUUCAAGCUUACCAUUUCGAAGAUUCGCUGAUAAUCCUAAGUGUUAACUCGUAGGUUUGGUGAGCAUGGCCUUGUCGCUAUUAUUUUUUGUAACUUACGUGUUGUGUACGAGAAUUACAGCGGAGUUUCGGGGACCUGAGACCUCUGUCAAUCCCGAAGAUGACGGCAGCGAUGACAAAGAAAAGGCCAAACUAAGGUCAGUUUUAUCAUUGAUUGAUCGGAACGGUGACAGUAACAUAUCGGUCAAAGAACUCUCUGCUUGGACUCAGAAGAGCAUGAGAACGUUUUACAGACAGGAGGCCGACGGUAAACUGAGUGCACUGGACACUAACAAAGACGGCAAGGUUUCCUGGGUAGAGUAUGUCAAGGGCGCUGAAAACAGAGGUGGUUUCACAGAAAAGCAAGAAAGGCGUGAUAGUAAAAGAUUUGAACAUGCUGAUGUAAACAGGGACGGUUUGCUGUCACGUGAUGAGCUGAUUUCCUUAUUCCACCCCGAAGAAAGUGCAAACAUGUUUGGAGUAAUAGUUGAAGAGUUCAUGGAAUAUAUGGAUAGCGAUAAUGACGGUCUUCUAUCGUUUAGAGAGUACAAAGGGAAAACAGCUGAUACUGGAAACACGGACGAACACUCAGCGAAAGAAUCCUUUAAAAGACUAGAUAAAGACAGUGAUGGAAAACUGAACAAAGAGGAGAUGAAGCUGUGGUUGGAAGCAGUGAACACUUCUGCCCAAGCAAAUAAUCAAGCACAAAGACAAGUUCAAUUAGCAGACGACAACAAGGAUGGCUUUUUAAGCAAAAAAGAAAUCAUGAAUCACAUGGAGAUUUUCACCGCCGGGCCUGAAGGAUUCAAAACACAACAAAAAGUAAAAGAUGAAUUGUGAAGGAACUAGGCAUAAAAUAGU